AUGUAUUUAUUGAAGAUGCUGCUGGGCGUCGCGGUGCUGGCCACGUUGCUGGGUCAGGGUCUGUGCUCGGGGGUGUUCGAGCUGCGUCUGCAGGAGUUCCUCAACAAGAAGGGCGCGCAAGGCAACAGGAACUGCUGCGGUCGGGGGGGCAACGGCGGUGGGGGAUCCUCUUCACCUUCGUCCGUUCAGCAGUGCGCCUGCCAGACCUUCUUUCGCGUGUGUCUGAAGCACUACCAGCCCAACGCUUCGCCCGAGCCGCCGUGCACGUACGGCGGCGCCGUGACGCCCGUUCUGGGCGCCAACUCCUUCCAGGUGCCUGACACCAUCCCGGAGAGUUCAUUCACCAAUCCCAUCAGGAUCAACUUCGGAUUCACUUGGCCGGGGACCUUCUCUCUCAUCAUUGAGGCCCUGCACACUGACUCCAAAGACGAUCUGUCCACAGAGAACCCGGAGCGUGUGAUCAGCACCAUAAGCACGCAGCGGCACUUGACUGUGGGCGAGGAAUGGUCGCAGGACCUGCACACGGCCGGCCGAACGGAGCUCAAGUACGCCUAUCGUUUUGUGUGUGACGAACACUACUACGGCGACGGGUGCUCCGUCUUCUGUCGGCCCCGGGACGACGCCUUCGGACACUUUACGUGCGGAGAGCGUGGGGAAAUUGUGUGCGAUGCUGGAUGGAAAGGACAGUACUGUACCGAGCCGAUUUGCCUGCCUGGCUGCGAUGACGAGCACGGCUUCUGCGAGAAACCCGGCGAGUGCAAGUGCCGUGUAGGCUUCAAGGGGCGCUACUGCGACGAGUGCAUCCGAUACCCGGGCUGCCUCCACGGGACAUGCCAGCAGCCGUGGCAGUGCAACUGUCAGGAGGGGUGGGGAGGCCUCUUCUGCAACCAAGACCUGAACUACUGCACGCACCACAAGCCGUGCAUGAAUGGAGCCACUUGUAGCAACACGGGCCAGGGCAGCUACACCUGUUCCUGCAAACCCGGCUUCACGGGCGCCAGCUGUGAGCUGCAAGUCAAUGAAUGCGCCGGAAACCCUUGCCGAAAUGGGGGCAGCUGCACCGACCUCGAGAACACGUACAGGUGCGAAUGCCCUCACGGUUUCUACGGCAACAACUGCGAGCUAAGCGCCAUGACAUGCGCCGACGCACCGUGCUCCAACGGCGGCCGCUGCACCGACAACCCGGAUGGCGGCUACUUCUGCCAAUGCCCCACCGGGUACGCCGGCUUCACCUGCGAGAAGAAGAUAGAUCACUGUACCUCGGCGCCCUGCUCAAACGGUGCUCGUUGCGUGGAUCUGGUCAACUCGUACCUGUGCCAGUGCCCAGAUGGCUUCACGGGCAUGAACUGCGACAACACUGGUGACGAGUGUUCCUCGUACCCCUGCCAGAACGGUGGCACCUGCCAGGAUGGCGUCCACGGCUACACCUGCACCUGCCCGCCAGGUUACACGGGGCGCAACUGCAGCUCGCCCAUCAGCCGAUGCGAGCACAACCCAUGUCACAACGGCGCCACCUGCCACGAGAGGAACAACCGCUACGUCUGCGCCUGUGUCCCGGGUUACGGCGGACGCAACUGUCAGUUUUUGCUUCCGGAACACGCCGCCAUCCGAGGUUCCGAAGUGCCCUGGAUGGCUGUAGGAUCCGGGGUUGCCAUGGUGCUCCUACUUCUGGCAGGGUGCGCGGUCCUUGUCGGAUUCUUCCGCUCCAAAGUCCAACGUGACAGUCCCGGGGAAGUGGGAUGCGAGAGCGAAACCAUCAACAACCUGACUAAUAACUGCCAACGUGGUGAACGGGAUAGCAUGGUGUUGUCGACUCCGGGAGUGAAAAACAUCAACAAAAAGAUGGACUUAUGUAGCGGAGGGGACCCUGACGAAGGGUCGUCACCGGGGCGGCGGAGCUACAAGAGCAGGCCGCCACCUGCUGACUACAACCUGGUGCGCGAGGUCAUUUAUGAGCAGGCGGCCAAAGAAGCCGUAUUAGAGGCAGCCUGCGAAGACAAGUGCCAAUCUUCGGACUCCUUUGAGUUUGAGGAGAAACACAGCAAAUCCUUAAAAUGCGAUAUUUUGGAGAGGAAUAGCCCAGAAACGUCUGCAUGUGCAGACAACAAGUACAAAUCUGUGUUUGUCAUGUCGGAGGAGAAGGACGAAUGUAUAAUUGCAACUGAGGUGUAA
Molecule: messenger RNA, 2172 nt
Organism: Nerophis lumbriciformis (worm pipefish)
Lineage: Eukaryota; Metazoa; Chordata; Actinopteri; Syngnathiformes; Syngnathidae
Source: RefSeq, a predicted model, not a curated record